AUGGCCAAGAAGGGAGGAGUUCAGCAGCUGCAGACGGAGAUCAACUCGGACGAUGAGUUCGAAAAGUUUCUGGAACGGGACGGCCUACUGGUGAUGGACGUGUACACGGAAUGGUGUGGCCCGUGCGUAGGCAUGAUUGGCAGUUUGAAGAAGAUCAAACUCGAGCUCGGUGGAGACAAUUUGCAGCUGGCCAUCUGCAAAUCCGACGAAAUUACGGCCCUCAAACGAUUCCGGAACAAAAGUGAACCCACGUGGCUUUUCUCUUCGCACGGUAAAAUUGUGAAUCUCAUGUUUGGCACGAACGUGCCAAAGCUGAUCAACCUGAUCACGGAGGAACUGGACCUGGAGCUGAAGUGCCGGGCGGGCGAAAUCGAACGUUCUUACUACGAGCUGUGGGAGCUAACUCCUGACGAGCAAGAGCGGGAGGACGUGCGGCAGGAGCGUGAAGAGGAGGUGGCCAGGAUCGAGCGGGAAGCGGCCGCCAAGAAGCGGAUCGACUACAUCACGCACGUCACGGACGAGAUUAUGGCGAACAUACCGGACAUGGGCUGCUCGCUCUUUAUGCCGCACGUCCACAAGGACGUGUUCAAAAAGCUGCACGAUCACGCCGAGAAGCACGAUCUGCACAUGAAGGAGAAACGCUUGGUCCACCUGAACCCGAAGAUGCUCGAGAUACUGCACUUUGAGUGCGAAAACCCGAUGGCGGACGAGGUGUUUGAGCAGCUCUACUACAAGGACAUCCAGGCGUACGUGUGGAAGCUGAACGAUGGCGAAACGCGCCCACCGGAGGAAGUGAUUGGCGCUUACAUAAAGAUCAUCACCGAGCCGGUAGAGGUGCUGGACGCGGACGGGAACGUGGAGAAGGUGAUCCCGCGCAUGAUCGAUCAACUCGAGAUGCUGUACAACGCAAACGAUGACACGUGGAAGGCGGUACCCAAACUGCCACCGCAGAAGAGCGGCAGCUCGAUCGCCACCACCACCUCGUCCGAUUCGUCGCAGAACGCAUCGAAGGAAACGUUUGACGAGGAAGCGUGCAGGAGACUGUUCGUUCCCGGCGUGUGGACACCGAGCAAUCGACGGGCGAAUGCAGCCCUCUUCUAUCUGCUCUUUCGGCACCUAACGGAACACUUCCUGCCACCGGAUCCGGUACCGGAACCGCCGCACAUCUGCAUGGUUUUCGAUGCGUACAAAAAGCGGGACGUGCUGGAGGUGGCGAUGAACGAAAAGUACAAGACGCAGGUCAUGGCGUUCGGCUACUUUACUACGGGUGACCCGAAGACGGCCGAACUGAUUGCCAAAUCCACCGAACGGUACCUCACCAAGAAGCCGAACGUGAACGACAAGCUCAUCAUGAAGGUAUCGAAGGCAACGAGCCACGCCAUGCUGGCCCUGACGGCGAUGGGUCCGUGCUACGUGAGCCAGAAUGCCGUCGAAGGUCAGGAAGAGUGUGCGACCCUGUUCCCGCCCAACUACAACUUCGUCGAGGAGGAAAACGAAACGGGCGAGGUGGAGAAGAAGAAGCACAAAAAGAAACGGCGCGGCAAGAAGGGCGACAGUUCAUCGACGACGACCGUCGAUUCGGCCGUUUCGACGACACCGUCGGCGGAACCGGGAGCCGACGGGCAGAGCGAACUGGGCACCAUUGGGGAAGGAUCGACCGGCGAGGAGGGUGAGACAACGUCCUCGUCACAAAACUCACCGGAAAAGACGGGCGGAGAUCCGGAGGAAGGUACUGCAACGGCCGGCGGUGGCACUUAA
This is a messenger RNA of Anopheles cruzii, 1758 nucleotides long. RefSeq lists its product as uncharacterized. The transcript has 5 exons. Lineage: Eukaryota; Metazoa; Arthropoda; Insecta; Diptera; Culicidae. The record is from RefSeq and is a predicted model, not a curated record. Bases 1 to 1758 code for a protein of 585 amino acids.